UAUUUAUAAACAGUCAAAAAUUUAACGACAUUGUUUACGCUUUACUGAGAUGAAAAUUGUCAAAUAAUGGCCGAUGCAUCAUUCACCAAGCCAACAAACGAUUCGCAAUUCCUUCGAAAUGAACCUGCUAAUUACACUGCCGAGAUUCGACAAAUGAUGCAUGGAUUUGGGGAUAGUAGCGAGCCGUUAAUUGAGUCUGCGAAGAUUAUAGAGGAAGUUGUUUUACAACAGAUGCGAACGAUAAUAAAAAAAGCUUGCGAAGUCUCCGAAAUGCGAGGGAAUUCGAGGAAGAGCAUUUGUAUCACCUCGGAAGAUCUGAUUUUUUUGUUACGUAAAGAUAAAAUCAAGUUACAACGACUUUUAAAAUAUUUAGAUUUGAAAGAAUUCAAGUCUUCUAUACACAAAACGAUAGAUAAUGAAAUACCAGAAGAAAUCGUGCAGAAUAAAAAUGAGAGAUUGAAAAUGAAAGGACCGCUUCAAAGUUUUCUUAAUCUCAUUGACAGUACCGGUGAACUGCUUGAAAAUGCUUCUACGAUAGACGAAGUCAAGCAACAACGAUGUAUUCGCGCUGAGAUUGUAACAAGAUCAAUGGACGAAGCUAGAUAUUUAAAAUUUAGCAAAGCACGCAAUGCAUCGUUUGCAAAUAAAAAUCGUCACAAGUUCAGUGACUGGAUAGCGCCAGAAAGUGAUAUAACAAUAUCAAAACAAGCUUACACAAUUUUGGGAUAUUUGGCAUAUGAAGCAGUAGCACAAAUUGUAGAUUUUGCAUUAUUAGUGAGACAGGACCAAAAUAAGAUAUACGGUGAUGCUAUAGAUAGACUUAAACUUAGUUAUGUUAAUCCACAUACGUACAAACCGUAUUAUCAUGGCAAGGUUGCUGUGACAAAGCCAAUAACACCUGCUGAAAUAAUUGAAGCCCUUAGACGAUAUUGGUCUCCACAGUUAGAUAUGACAGGUCCGUUUAAUCGUGCAUCGAUAAGAAAACCACAUUUAAAACUACUCUUCUGUUAAGAUAGAUGAAUGCGACGUAUGUUGUCAUCCUUUGGCCAUUUUGAUGUUUGCUGAAUAUGCAGCGAAAUCCAGCUUUCGUUUAUCGUCUGACAGUCAAUGUUACCAACAUUUCGUUAUGUGGAGGCAGAGAAUCACAAGAGAUCAAAAUAUAAAAUUGAUCGCUCAGGAUCUUGAAGUCGUGAUCAGGCUUCUUGCAAAAAUACUGUAUGAAAAUAGCUCGAUAUAUAAUGUUAGAUGUUAGAUAGAUGUAAUGAUAUUUCUGUUCUAA
Molecule: messenger RNA, 1279 nt
Organism: Ceratina calcarata
Lineage: Eukaryota; Metazoa; Arthropoda; Insecta; Hymenoptera; Apidae
Gene: Spt3
Product: Transcription initiation protein Spt3
Exons: 6
Coding region: 67-1011 (314 amino acids)
Biological process (GO): transcription by RNA polymerase II
Molecular function (GO): protein heterodimerization activity; transcription coactivator activity
Source: RefSeq, a predicted model, not a curated record